GCCACCAACAAACAAGAUAGAAGACUAGCAGAAAUACGGAUGUGUACGGAAAGGAUGAGAUUGUAUACAAUGUCCACCAGCUUAUUCACUUGGCAGAGGAAUACAGGCAGUUUGGUCCAUUAGACAAUAUCUCUGGAUUUGCUUUCGAGAACUAUCUUGGGCAAAUUAAGCAUCUUCUACGCAAGCCACAUCAGCCUCUACAGCAGGUAGUCAAAAGGUUGUAUGAAAUUCCACUUAUUGAGGUGCCACCUCCAAGAAAUUGUCCAGUUUUACAAAACAUCCACACUGAUGGCCCUGUUCCCCCACAAUUCAUUUCUUCACGACAAUACAGGAAGGUCUCCACUAAUCAGUUUACAUUGACUACAAAGAAAGGAGACAACUGUAUUGAGAUGUCAGAUGGAUUUGCAUUAGUGGAGAAUAUAGCACAGUCAGAGGAAAAUGUGUAUGUAAUUUACAGAAUGUUCAGACACAAACAGUCAUACUACAUAUAUCCCUGUGAGUCGUCAUGCAUUGGUACAUACAAGGUGAGUGGGCUGCAAGACAAUGUAGGGAUAUGUAAACUUUGCCAUAUCAAGCGCAAAUGUCUUCUAUAUCCAGACGGAGAUAGUGCAAUAGCAAUACCACUUAUUCCAAUGCAGUAGAUAGCAUAUAGCUAUGGGAAAAGUGUGGGUGGAGGGGUAACUUGCUAGGAUAUUAUUUUAUUUUCAUUUUCGUCAUAGAAAAUUAUACUGAAGCUUCAUGGAAGGUGAGGUUGUGCUGUGGUCAGUUGUGCAGUUCCCAAAUGGCGGCACAGCAGUAGUUCUAGAGAGUUGGUUGAAUACAAAAGAGAAGACAUUGUUGUGGCCCCCCCCAAACAUUAAAUUGUCCAAGGCUCUUCGAGACAGAAUGAAACCAGAUGAUAAAUGGAUCUUUUAUGAGGAUGUCCGUUCCCUAAUCACCUGUGAGACCUUUGAGGAAGCUAAAAGACGAGAGAGCAAGUACAACUCCACAAUGUGUGCAACCUCUGAGCUAGAAUCUGAGGAUGAAGGGGAAAUGCGGAAGAAAAGACGAUCCAGGCCAAAUCCCCUGUUUUUGCCGUCAGACUCAGAUGAGCUGUCAGGUGUUGUUAGAAGAAAGACAAGGUUUGCCAAACCACCUGAUGUUGCUUUCCCAGAAAUGCCAAAUUCCAGCCAAUCCCAUGCUGGGUAUUCUCUACAGCAUGCAAGGAAUGACUCAUCUAAUGGCAGCUAUUUAGAUGAUUUGCAGUCCGCAGUCCCAAGUAUGAACAGUCCAGUGCAGGGAAGUUCAGGGCAGUAUACACCCCUUCAUCCCCUACGUCAAGCAGGAAACAAUUACUACCGGUAUGAUAAGCCAUUUGAUCAAGGCUGUACUGAUGUAAACACAUGGAUGCAAGGCCAAGACACCAGGCAUCUUUUGAAAGACCUUGGCAUACAGAAAAUUACUUCCAUGCUUGCAGAAGUACUAGUGGUGGUAAAGGAAGCGUCAAGAGACAUACAGUUUCUUAAAAGUGAAUUGGCAGAUGUCAAAAUGACCACGGGUGGUCUUCGGGGACCUGUCACUACCCUUGAGAUGUUACCCAUCAAGCUUCCAAUUUUGAAUGAAGGAGACUUCAAUGAAGCGGAAUCAUUAAUGAAUAAUGAAUCAAUCCGUCAAAGAAUGAUUGCCCAUUUGGCUUUGGUUGGAGGCACCACAUCAGAUUCCAUGAUCCGAAGGAUGCUAGCAACUGCUCUGAGUAAUCCCCUGGCCUGUCAUUUGAAUUGGGCUGGGAAGGGAAACAAGCAGCCAUUCAAACAGACCAUUAUGCAAGACUGCAUGUUUGGUGAGUCUCGUCCUCUGUAA
Messenger RNA from Paramormyrops kingsleyae, 1839 nucleotides. Lineage: Eukaryota; Metazoa; Chordata; Actinopteri; Osteoglossiformes; Mormyridae. The record is from RefSeq and is a predicted model, not a curated record.